CCCGCCUGCCCCGGACCGCGCGCCUCCGAGCUCGGCGCGCGCGCCCCACCGCGCAGCUCGGCUCCGCUUGACCCGCGGGCGCCAGACGCCGUGCUCCGGCGGGCGCAGCCGUGGCGGCGCGGGCCUCCCGAGCUGACACUCCCCCUGCGCGCCCCUCCCCCGCCGCGGCGCAAACCCGCCCGCCCGCCCGCCUGCCUGCCUGCCUGCCUGCGCGCGAGCCCGAGGCCGCUUCCCCCGGUACCGGCGACUGCGCGGCCCUGGGCGCGCCGGGGUCGCCUCAGGGUCCGAGCGGCAGCGGUGGCCUCCUCGGCGAGCGAAGCCUGCGACGCUGCCGAGCCCGGCUCCCCAUCGGUUCACCUCCGCGAGCCGCGGCGACGACCGCACAGGCGGCGGCGGGAUGAGCGGUAGCGGCGCGGCGCCGGGCCCGGGCUCGGGGUCCUCCCCGGCCGCCUGUCGCUUUGCGCACUACUUUGUGCUGUGCGGGAUCGAUGCGGACAGCGGACUGGAGCCUGACGAGCUGGCGGUUUUGUACCAAUGGCUAGAAGCAGAUCGUCAUGGCAAGAGCCAAGAAACUACAAAUACGACUUCAGGCGAAAAUUUUGACCAGAGUCCUUUGAGAAGAACGUUCAAAUCAAAAGUUCUGGCCCAUUAUCCUCAGAGCAUAGAAUGGAACCCUUUUGAUCAAGAUGCAGUGAACAUGCUGUGCAUGCCCAAAGGGCUGUCUUUCAGAACACAAGCGGACAAUAAGGAGCCCCAGUUCCACUCGUUCAUCAUCACCCGCGAAGACGGUUCUCGCACCUACGGCUUUGUUCUCACUUUUUAUGAAGAAGUCACAAGUAAGCAGAUCUGCACAGCGAUGCAGACGCUGUACCAGAUGCACAAUGCCGAGCAGCACGGCAGUGUGUACGCUUCCUCCUCCUGCAGCAUGGACUCGCUGGCAAGCAGUAUUGAUGAGGGAGACGCAACCUCUCUUUUGAAACUCCAGCGAUACAACUCUUACGACAUCAACAGAGACACCUUGUAUGUUUCAAAAAGUAUCUGCUUGAUCACACCUCUGCCUUUCAUGCAAGCCUGCAAGAAAUUCCUCCUCCAGCUUUACAAGGCUGUUACCUCUCAGCAGCCACCACCCUUGCCCCUUGAGAGCUACAUCCAUAAUAUUCUCUAUGAGGUACCCCUUCCACCUCCUGGGAGGUCACUAAAGUUUUAUGGUGUUUAUGAGCCUGUCAUCUGCCAGAGGCCUGGGCCCAAUGAACUUCCUCUUUCUGACUACCCUCUCCGAGAGGCCUUCGAGCUCCUGGGAUUAGAGAACCUCGUUCAAGUGUUUACCUGUGUCCUUCUAGAGAUGCAGAUCCUUCUCUACUCACAAGAUUACCAGCGCCUGAUGACCGUGGCGGAAGGCAUCACCACACUCCUCUUCCCAUUUCAGUGGCAGCAUGUUUAUGUGCCCAUCCUCCCUGCCUCUCUGCUGCAUUUUCUCGAUGCCCCUGUCCCUUACCUGAUGGGUCUUCAAUCAAAAGAAGGAACUGACCGGUCUAAAUUAGAACUUCCGCAAGAGGCUAAUUUGUGUUUUGUGGAUAUUGACAACCAUUUUAUUGAAUUGCCUGAAGAAUUUCCACAGUUCCCCAAUAAGGUGGAUUUUAUCCAAGAACUGUCUGAAGUUCUUCUCCAAUUUGGGAUUCCUCCUGAAGGCAGCCUCCAUUGUAGCGAGAGUGCCACCAAACUGAAGAACAUGGUUCUGAAAGACCUGGCUAACGACAGAAAGAAUGGCAAUGUCCCCACCAGCAACAUCAGCGUGUACGAGUUAAUGAAGGGCAAUGAAACCAUAGCCCGCCUCCAGGCUCUUGCUGAUAGGACUGGUGUGACUGUGGAAAAAAUUGACCUCUCAGCUUCUCUGAAUGAAAAAGAAAAGGAUUUGAAAUUACAGUGUGAAGAGGCAGAAUUGAGGGACUACCAACUCAACAUACAAGUACGAGAGGUCUUUGCCAGCCGCUUUAUACAGAUGUUUGCGGAUUAUGAAGCAUUUGUGAUUCAGACCGCCCAGGACAUGGAGGCCUGGCUGACCAACCGGGAGCAGAUGCAGAACUUUGACAAAGCAUCCUUCCUCUCUGACCAGCCUGAACCUUACCUGCCAUUUCUUUCACGCUUCAUUGAAACACAGAUGUUCGCCACCUUUAUUGAUAAUAAAAUCAUGUCUCAGUGGGAAGAGAAGGACCCUCUGCUUCGGGUCUUUGACUCUCGGAUUGAGAAGAUAAGGUUGUAUAACGUAAGGGCGCCCACACCCACCCUGCGGACUUCUAUCUAUCAGAAGUGCAACAGUUUAAAAGAAGCAGCCCAGUCAAUUGAGCAAAGACUGAUGAAAAUGGAUCACACUGCAAUUCACCCACAUCUACUUGAUAUGAAAAUCGGCCAAGGCAAAUAUGAGCAAGGGUUCUUCCCAAAGCUGCAGUCCGACGUCUUAGCGGCAGGACCGGCCAAUAACAAUCGCUGGGUGAGCCGAAAUGCCACAGCACAGCGCCGGAAAGAACGCCUGCGCCAGCAUUCUGAGCACAUUGGACUAGACAAUGACCUACGGGAGCCUUCGGGGGAACUUUUGGUCUGUCAGAACUCCAUGGCAUUCUGGGAGUGGGAUCAGGGCCCAACUCCUCCUGCACGGCUUCCUAAAAAGUCCUUCUCUGAGUGCUGCCUGAAAUAUAUGCAAGAGGCGCGAAGCCUAGGAAAGAACAUGAGGCAACCGAAGUUGUCAGAUCUCUCACCUGCUGUGAUCGCACAAACCAACUGGAAAUUCGUAGAAGGCUUAUUAAAAGAAUGCAGAAUGAAGACAAAACGCAUGUUGGUAGAGAAGAUGGGACAUGAAGCUGUGGAGCUGGGCCAUGGAGAAGCGAACAUCACUGGCUUGGAAGAAAAUACCUUGAUCGCCAGCCUCUGUGACCUACUGGAGAGGAUAUGGAGCCAUGGUUUACAGGUCAAGCAGGGGAAAUCUGCCUUGUGGUCACAUUUAAUUCAUUUCCAGGACAGAGAAGAGAAACAAGAGCACCUUACAGAUUCACCAGUUGCCCUUGGACCAGAAAGAAGAAAAUCUGACUCAGGAGUUAUGUUACCAACACUCAGGGUCUCUCUAAUUCAAGACAUGAGGCAUGUUCAAAACAUGAGUGAGAUCAAGACUGAUGUUGGCCGAGCCCGGGCAUGGAUAAGAUUGUCUCUAGAAAAGAAACUUUUGUCACAGCAUCUCAAGCAGUUGCUCUCCAACCAACUACUGACCAAGAAGCUUUAUAAACGGUACGCUUUUCUACGCUGUGAGGAGGAAAGAGAGCAGUUCCUCUACCACCUGCUCUCCCUCAAUGCUGUGGACUAUUUCUGCUUCACCAGUGUGUUCACCACGAUCAUGAUUCCUUAUAGAGCAGUGAUAAUUCCAAUUAAAAAGCUGAGCAAUGCGAUCAUCACAUCAAACCCGUGGAUCUGUGUUUCGGGAGAGCUUGGAGACACCGGAGUAAUGCAGAUUCCAAAAAACCUACUUGAGAUGACUUUUGAGUGCCAGAACCUGGGGAAGCUCACCACCGCUCAGAUCGGCCACGAUAACUCCGGACUGUUAGCUAAAUGGCUGGUGGAUUGCGUCAUGGUCAGAAAUGAAAUCACAGGACACACAUACAGAUUCCCAUGUGGGCGGUGGCUGGGGAAAGGCAUUGAUGAUGGAAGUUUGGAGAGAAUUCUUAUUGGAGAAUUGAUGACAUCGGCUUCAGAUGAAGACCUGGGAAAGCAGUGUCGGACUCCACCACAGCAGAAGUCUCCCACGACAACCAGGAGACUCAGUAUUACUUCCCUAACGGGGAAGCCUGCCAAGCCCAAUGCUGGACAGAUCCAGGAAGGGAUUGGAGAAGCUGUGAACAACAUCGUGAAGCACUUCCACAAACCUGAAAAGGAGAGAGGAAGCCUCACGGUGCUGCUGUGUGGAGAAAAUGGCCUGGUUGCUGCACUGGAACAAGUUUUCCAUCAUGGGUUCAAAUCUGCCCGCAUCUUUCACAAGAAUGUCUUCAUCUGGGACUUCGUAGAGAAAGCAGUGGCUUAUUUUGAAACUACUGACCAGAUUUUAGACAAUGAAGAUGAUGUACUCAUUCAGAAAUCAUCUUGCAAAACCUUCUGCCACUAUGUGAAUGCUAUAAAUACUGCACCCAGGAGCAUCGGGAAGGACGGCAAAUUCCAGAUCCUAGUUUGCCUUGGAACAAGGGAUCACCUGCUCCCACAGUGGAUUCCAUUGCUAGCGGAGUGUCCCGCCAUCACCCGAAUGUAUGAGGAGAGCGCACUUCUCCGAGACCACAUGACUGUCAACUCCCUUAUCCGAAUUCUACAGACUAUUCAGGACUUCACCAUAGUCUUGGAAGGAUCUCUAAUCAAAGGAGUAGACGUGUAACCGGCUGACAGAAACUCUUCAUCCUGCGCUGGCUCCUGAACCCUCCCCAGCUCUGGGACCUCUGGACUGGUCUGACCACAGUGAGCACUGCCUGGGCGGUGCUGUGCAGUAGAAGCCCAGUUUGAACAAUCUCCACUCUGCACACGAGGCAAAGUGCUGUAUUGUAGUUCAUUUGAACCUGAAAUUUAGUAUAAAACAGAGUAUUUUCAUGUGUUAGAUGUGUGUAAAUAUGCUAUCUUUAAGAAAUUAUAUUACUCUAAUAAGAUACUUUUCUUAGAUUGAAUAUUCCUGUGACUUAAAAUAAGUAGCUUAAAAAUGUCGGGGGUGGGAGAGCGGUGCUAGUCAGGAAGAAGCCAGUAAAUGUGUCCGUAGCGCAACCCUCCAGGGAUCAAUCACAAAGGAACCCAUAAUGCAUCGUUGUGAAGCAGCCGUCCUUCCUGGAGUUCCGUCCUGUGUGUGGUGAAUGUACACAGCUUUACAUAUUGUACAAGAGUCCUCAUCUACCUUUGGGUUAUAAACCAUUCAAUACGUUUGAAUUAUGAGUCACUUCUCCAGUUUGGGGAAAUGUUAAAGUAUUUUAAAUACCAGACUCCAGCAGAUUAAAAGGUGGCACACACCUUUAAUCCCAGCACUGGGGAGGCCGAGGCAGAUAGAUCUUUCUGAGUUGCAGGCCAGACAGGACUACAAAGUGAGGCUCUGUCUCCGAACACAGGCACACACAUACAGACAGCAAUGCCAGGUCCCAAGGGCUUGGCUCAUCGGAAAGAAAACACGAAAGUCCUGAGAAGUGUGUUUAAGUGUGGGAUUAUAGCUUCUUUACUUUACUUUGGAAAGAUUAGCCUGAAGUAGCUUCGUUCUUGGAAUUUUUAUUACUGUUAUUUGAGAGCACCGUGGAGAUAAUGAAUUUCAGUAUUAGCCGUUUAGUCAUAAUAACUGCAAAAACCAGUGUGACUCGGCACUUUACUUGGCCAUCUAAAGUCUGUAACCAGAGUUAGACCACCAGCCCUGUCUUUGUUAGGUUCCAGCCACCCUCUCCGCCUGCCCCGCCCCCCUCAGGAAAUGGAAGGAAUGUGGAAGAAGGGGAGGUCUCUGUGUGAUUGGAAUGCUUUUGUGAAAGUAUUUGUUGACCAUGAUAAUGCAAAUAACAGAAGCUGGGAGAAAGAGAGGAACCUUUCUGGGUGUUCAGGGAAAUGUAAAGCGAUUGGCUCAGGGCAGUUCAGGCCCUGCCGCUGAAUAAAUAUGUUAGCAAUUACAUAAGUCUUCAUCUUCUGUUAAGUCAGAGACCUCUAAUUAGGCGCUGAUACCCUGUUAGCAAAACUGCCUCAGCAGAGCCCCGGGUCUAUUCCCCUUUGUAGCCGAAGAGCGGGGCUGCAGCCCCUGAGGGUCCUGGGCUCCUGCCAACAGCGCCGUUCCCUUAUUUAUAGAGGAAAAGAAGCUAAUAGAUGAGGGACCUAACUCCCUGUAACAGACACCGCUCAGCCAAGGAGGAGCAGCUCCUGGGAAUGGGAAGGGAAGGGAGGGCUUAGGGCUCCAGAUGGCCUGGGUGAACCAGAGAUUUGUUUACCUAAAAUAAGUAUUCUAGAGACACGAAUCUACUAUGGGAAACAUCCAGGAGCUAUAAAUGGUCCAUUUCAGGCUUUUAUUGUUCCCUUUUCCCAUAGGGCCACCGUCCUGAAACAGCACCAGGAAGAUUCUAAGCUAGUAUGCUGUACAAUUGAGUCAUCCAGUACGGCUUCUUGGUUUAUACGUGGGAACAGAAUCAAAGAUUACAUUCUUGCCCUUUUCCCCUUGACAACACAGGGAUUUUACCACACCAGGCUGCGUGAGACCAACCUUCCAAGCAUUCUUACCUAGUCGUAUUUCUUCUGUUGAAUCUUCAUUCACCCGUACAGAUAUGAAGCAAUAUUCCUGUAGCACUUAAUAAGGACUGAUACUUAAAUGGUUCUGUUGUUUGUUUUUCGUUUGUAAAACAGAAUAUCCCUGUGUAGCCCUGGCUGUCCUUGGAAUUCCACUUUAGAUCAGACUGACCUGGAACUCACAGAGAUCCAGCUACCUCUGCCUCCUGAGUGAGGGGAUUCAAGCGAGUGCCCUGCCCAACAAACUGUCCUUAAUCUCUUAGGCAUUGCAUCUCUUGCAUUCCCACUUGUGCUUAGAACUGUUACUUACAGUAAUACCAAAAAACAAACAAACAAAUACCUAUAAAGUUCUGUUCCGUGUAGUCAUUUGGGUGGACUAGUGAAGUGACUGGUUAAAACCACCGUACAUCCUCCUGAAGGCUGGUCUUCUCCCAGGUGCGGCACCUGCUCACACAGCUAGGCCUCUUGGGAGCAUCCUGACUGACCUGUAUGGCCAUUCCUCUGAGUUUCCCUUUGCCUUAUGGAAUAAAUUCAAUGAGUAGAAACACCAUCAAGACCUUAGGAUGUGAGAGGUAAGAAUGCUCCCACUGAGUUUGGAGUUACCUCUUGCAAAUGAUAAGACUUAUCAUGUGGUUUAUAACAAACUGAGUCAAUAUGGAAAAUAUUUACAUCACAACAGAAGCAGAUUUCUCAAAACAUAGCCCUCCAUGCCCACGUUUGUAAGGACCAUACAACAGGCACCCUUCUUGGGUGUUUUCUUAAACUAGUACUAUACUUUAGAAUCACCUCAAAGUAAAUGAAAAUCAAAACUGCUUCUUUUAUUAAUUUUUAUUAAAUUUGCUAUGCCUGGAGAUGUGGUGCAGUGGUAGAGUGUUUAGGUAGCAUGUACAAAAAGCUGGGGCUCUGUCCUCAGCAGGCAAAAAUAAAAUUGCCAAAAUCUUGAGUUCUUCAAGUUUACUGUCCAAGUAUUUUUCUUCCAUACUAAAGCCCCUAAUUCCAAGCACCUUCAUGUCACCUCUAUGGUGACUGGGUUUGCAUAUUACAUAUGAGAAGUUGUCUGUGCUCCAGGAGGCAGGGGACCCUCAGCACCUCACCAUGACUGCCCAAGAGCAAAGUGGAGCCUCCCAGCAUGACCUUGUUUCCCGCUCGGAAUGAACACUGAUAGAGGAAACCUAAAACUUGCAGAUUUCAUUUUAAAUGUUUAUACUUACUGUACCUUUUCUAGCUCUGUGGGGUUUAUUUAACAUGACUUUUUAAGAAAUUAUUUUAAUGAACUGCUAGAACACUGAAUAAUACCAAGUUGCUUCUACUUUUCUGACAGUAAGCACAUAUAAGUAAAUGUAAAGAAAAAUAGAUGGAGAUAAUAAUUCCUGUAUGGCAUGUGUUAAUAUCUCUAAAGUACUUCAGAAUAUGAGGCAGCAGACAAGACUAUCAGAUCCCCAGGAAAAUGUUUGACGGCGUUGGGGACAGAGCUCCUCAUAACGUAAAAUAUCUAGGAAUGAUGUCUUUUCAAUAGGUUUUUUUUUUUUAGGGAAUUGUAUUUUCUCUGAGGUCUACAGAGGCUAGUCGACCCUUUUCAUGGUAUUGACAGAGCAUUCUGAACUUACAUAUUUCAGUAUUAGCACACCUUGAUUGAUUGACAGCAGAGCUCUCCUCUGCUUUGAUAGAAUUCAUCUGUUUCCAAGCCUCUGUCUUUUGCCUCUGGUUGGUUUGAUUUAUUUUAUUAUUAUUUUUUUAAUUAAUUAUUUUUUUUGUUUGAUUUGGUUUGGUUUUUUGUUUAUUUUUCAAGACAGGGUUUCUCUGUGUGGCUUUGGAGCCUGUCUUGGAAUUCACCAGGUAGACCUGACUGGCCUUGAACUCCGCCUGCCUCUGCGUCCCAGCACUGGGAUCAAAGGUGUGCACCACCACACUGGGCAAGCAUCUGUGUUUUUAGAAAUCUUUGUUUCUAAUGUAACUAUUGCAUUAUCAUUUAGCACAACUUGGAGACAGAUGUCCCUUAUUUCUAUUAAAAUACAUAUACAAAUCUGCUGGAUCAAACCGAAUUUGAAGCUUUUUGAAGUCGUGUGCUGUUACAGUAUGAGGAAAGGAACCCAAGGGUGGGCUAGAGUGGAGCUCACUGAUACGUGUGCUUAGCAUACCCAGGCCUGGGCUCAGCACCCCAGCAAAAGAGAACAGGAAAUUCAACAGUGAUCAUACCUCCCCAAAUCUGAUGCCUCUCUCAAGGAUAGGGUCAAAACUGACUUCAGAAAGACAAACUGAGGUAUUCAUAUUUAUAUUCAUAUUUAUAUCAGACUGGAAAGAAAUCACCAAGUAAACGUCCCCCCUCUCUGAAAGGGUUCUGUCAUAUCCUUCGUUAUUUAGGAAGGAGCCAUGCUUGUUCCAGUUACUUGUGGAUUGGACCCAGUGUAUAUUUUAAACACAUUUUGAUGUGGAAAGGAAUAUUAAGGUCAAAUGAGGAUAUAAAACAUAGAAAAAAAUGUGCUGAACUUGAACCACAUGUAACGGUACCCUGUGUUUUUGUUUGUUUUUUAAUAGUUCUCCAUUUAAAUUAUAUUGCUUCCCUUUGUAUUAUUAACUCUGUAUGUCACAACUGGAAUUCUCUCCCCCUCCCCCAUCUGAACAUAAUAGAAAGUCUGAAGAGUAUUGUGAUAUUAAGCACUUUAACAUAUCGAACAAACUGACAUGGAUUUUUCAGGUUUUGGAUUUAAAUAUGACUUUUCAUGCUUUGUUCUUUACAAAUAAAACGGUGGGGUUGA
Messenger RNA from Microtus oregoni (creeping vole), 9017 nucleotides. It is a transcript of the gene Dennd5b, whose product is annotated as DENN domain containing 5B. The record is from RefSeq and is a predicted model, not a curated record. The transcript is spliced from 23 exons. The coding region runs from base 398 to 4405 and encodes 1335 amino acids. Gene Ontology annotation, molecular function: guanyl-nucleotide exchange factor activity; small GTPase binding. Lineage: Eukaryota; Metazoa; Chordata; Mammalia; Rodentia; Cricetidae.